Molecule: messenger RNA, 1438 nt
Organism: Wallemia mellicola CBS 633.66
Lineage: Eukaryota; Fungi; Basidiomycota; Wallemiomycetes; Wallemiales; Wallemiaceae
Product: V-type ATPase
Exons: 8
Coding region: 808-1332 (174 amino acids)
Biological process (GO): proton transmembrane transport
Cellular component (GO): proton-transporting V-type ATPase, V0 domain
Molecular function (GO): proton-transporting ATPase activity, rotational mechanism
Source: RefSeq, a predicted model, not a curated record
GCGUGAAAUGGGUAUUAUGUAUUAAGUGAAUAAAUAAUCUGCUUAAUUAGUGUCGCCAUACUUUUCAUGUAGAAUACCUGUCCAAUAACCAGCUGCAUACCAAGCUUGAGAUAGCUGGUGUAAGACAUAAUCUUUACCAGGAUCGCCUGUAUUGAUGUUCUGUGGAUUUUGAUAGUGGGUGGAAGGUGUUUGUGUAGUAUCAGUCGUGCGAUUUCUACUACUGCUUCUAUUAUCAUCUUUCUCCUCUGGGUCGUGUUCAUCAUCUGAAAGUUCUCUUUUUCUCUUAUUCUGUUUGUUUUUCGCUAUUGUCUGUUUUGUUGCUAUCUUCCCUAAAUCUGUAUUACUGUCAUACCAAAUCAUUGAGGGUGUUUCUAACUCAUAAUUUGGGUCUGAUUUCCAAGAUUUAUCGCCAUGCAGCAAUUUAUAUUCCUCAUUCGCUGCAUCCCAAGCGUCUAACAAAGCGCUAUCAUCCCAAACGUCUAAACUACCAUCGAUGAGUGCUGCAUCAUUUAAUUCGUCCUCGUCACAAUCCUCGUCGAGGUUGUCGUCAAUCUCAUCAUAAUAUUGUGUCAUUAUAUCGACUUUAUCUGAGUGUUUAGAUUUCUUAUUUUUCCUUUUAGCUUUUGCCUUUUUAGUUUCACGCAACUCUUCUACGAAGUUUGGAUCUGGGAGUGCAGUCGCAGGUAUUUCUUCAGGUGCAACAUCUGAAUAACUUAUAACUUCUCUCCUUGACAUUUAUUUUUUAUCUUAAAGUUGAAGUCUAAAAGACGACUUAAUUCAGAACACUGAGGAUAAAAUAAAAAAUAGAUGUCAGAACUUUGUCCAGCUUACGCGCCAUUCUUUGGUGCCAUGGGAUGCACUGCAGCUAUCGUAUUCACUUCACUUGGCGCUGCUUACGGUACUGCCAAAUCUGGUGUCGGUAUCUCAGCAAUGGGUGUACUCAGACCAGAUUUGAUGAUGAGAAAUGUUAUUCCAGUUGUCAUGGCUGGUAUUAUUGCCAUCUACGGUUUAGUUGUCUCUGUAUUGAUCUCUGGUGACUUGAAGGCACCAAUGCCUUUAUACACAGGUUUCAUUCAAUUAGGUGCAGGUCUAUCAGUCGGUUUGGCUGGUUUGGCUGCUGGUUUCGCUAUUGGUAUCGUUGGUGAUGCGGGUGUGAGGGGUACCGCACAGCAACCAAGAUUAUUCGUUGGAAUGGUCCUCAUUCUCAUUUUCGCUGAAGUUUUAGGUCUUUAUGGCUUAUCGUUGCACUUAUUCUUAACACACGUGCAUCAGAUACUCCAGGCUGUGAUCUCCAAUAGACAGCUAAUAACGAAGAAAACGAAAUAUUUCUAAAUGUUAUUUAGAACAAACUAGAUGAAACGGCUAACAAGAUUUUCAUUUCCUCUUUGUCAUUUUUACAAAAAUCUAAUUUUUCACUCUUCUUCAAGUUGUGUUUGCU